This is a messenger RNA of Toxotes jaculatrix (banded archerfish), 2910 nucleotides long. It is a transcript of the gene kcnq1.1, whose product is annotated as potassium voltage-gated channel, KQT-like subfamily, member 1.1. Lineage: Eukaryota; Metazoa; Chordata; Actinopteri; Toxotidae. Gene Ontology annotation, biological process: potassium ion transport; transmembrane transport. The transcript is spliced from 17 exons. Gene Ontology annotation, molecular function: voltage-gated potassium channel activity. The record is from RefSeq and is a predicted model, not a curated record. Gene Ontology annotation, cellular component: membrane. The coding region runs from base 228 to 2318 and encodes 696 amino acids.
UAUCCUCAACAACCCAGAGAGCUGUAAAGUUGAAUUAAGGAAACACCAUCCUGGUGAUCUAAAGCUUUAAUAACACAGUUUAUGGUACAGUUUUAUGCGCCCUGGCGCGAGCAGGCGCGCAACAGAAGGUGAGCGCACUUAGGCGAAUAUUUGGCCGUUUGAGCCAGCCACCGAAACAUAACUGUGAAAAAGUUAAGCCACCGACAGAAGAAUAACGGGAAGCUAUAAUGUCUAAUUCCGCCCCCUGUCAGGGGGACGCACGGAGAUCUUCUGGUGUGGCACGUGGAAAGAGACCACCGGAUUUGGAGCUUUCGGAAACCACGUUUAGCGCGCCUGAACCGGGGACACCUGUGGGCAACGAGACCUUUUCUGAAAGAGACAAAAUGCCAGAGGACGGUAACAUUCCCACUGAGGUACCCCCUGUUCACCUCCACCCCUACUUAUCCCAUCCUCGGAUGUCUGUGCGGAUGUCGGUGUACAGCACCGGGGUCCGGCCAGUCCUCACCCGCGCCUACAUUCAAGGACGCGUUUAUAACUUUCUGGAAAGGCCGUCUGGCUGGAAAUGCUUCGUGUAUCACUUCACAGUGUUUCUCAUAGUUCUGGCCUGUCUGAUCCUGAGUGUCCUCUCUACCAUUGAUGAGUACCAGGCCCUGGCUCACACAACGCUCUUCUGGGUGGAGAUCGUCCUUGUGGUGUUCUUCGGUGUGGAAUAUUUUGUCCGCCUCUGGUCAGCAGGCUGCCGCAGUAAAUAUGUUGGCAUCUGGGGCCGACUGCGCUUUGCCAGGAAGCCAAUAUCUAUUAUAGAUCUGAUUGUAGUUGUUGCCUCAAUAAUUGUGCUGUCGGUGGGCUCCAAAGGCCAGGUGUUUGCCACCUCUGCUGUAAGGGGGAUUCGCUUCCUGCAGAUCCUGCGUAUGCUUCAUGUUGAUCGGCAGGGAGGAACGUGGCGUCUCCUGGGCUCUGUUGUCUUCAUCCAUCGGCAGGAGCUGAUCACAACCUUAUACAUUGGCUUUCUGAGCCUGAUCUUCUCCUCGUACUUUGUCUACCUGGCAGAGAAAGAUGCAGUCGACGGCAGCGGCUCCAGCGAGUUCGGAAACUACGCUGACGCUCUGUGGUGGGGAGUGGUGACAGUAACUACCAUCGGCUAUGGAGACAAAGUGCCACAAACCUGGAUUGGAAAGACUAUUGCAUCCUGUUUCUCAGUCUUUGCCAUUUCCUUCUUUGCCCUGCCUGCAGGAAUCUUAGGCUCAGGCUUCGCCCUCAAGGUGCAGCAGAAGCAAAGACAGAAACACUUCAACAGACAGAUCCCUGCAGCCGCCUGUCUCAUUCAGACAUCAUGGAGAUGUUUUGCAGUGGAAAACUUUGAGUCGGCCACAUUCAAGAUGUUUUUAAGAAAGCGAUCCAACGUCCCCGCCUCCUCUUUGGCCACCCCCAAGCCCAAGAAAUCGGUGAAGAUAAGGAGGAAGCUGAAGAGCACUGACAAGGACAACGGUCUGACUUCUCCCACAAUUCCCAGUAUCACUUUCGACUCGGUGUUUGACAGUGGGAGGGAGCUGAGUUCAGAUGUUUACAGCACUGUGGGCACAGAUCGUGAGCAGUCCUGGACGUCUUUAUCCUCCCUUCAGUUCAGCUCACCACCUCCAGUGAAAAGAAACCCUGGCCUUCUGGAUGUCCACUCCCCCCGCCCCCUCCAGAGGAACUGCAGCUUUGCAGACGACCUGGAGCUGGAGUCAGAGCGAGACAGUGAACUGGCUCCUGCCACCUCGGUGUCACAGCUGACAGAGUCACACCGGAAAGCUAUCCGGGUGAUCCAGAGAAUGCGUUAUUUUGUGGCCAAGAGAAAUUUUCAACAAGCUCGUAAGCCGUAUGAUGUGCGAGAUGUGAUCGAACAGUACUCGCAGGGUCACCUCAACCUCAUGGUGCGGAUCAAGGAGUUACAGAGAAGACUGGACCAGUCCUUAGGGAAGAUAACUUUGUUCCAGACAGGCUCAGACAGAGCCAGAGACAAAGGCAACAACUCUAUUGGAUCCCGACUCAACAGGAUGGAGGAUAAGAUAACACACAUGGACCAGACACUGAACCGCAUCGCAGAGUCCCUCACCUUUCUGCUGGACCAGAGGGAUGCUGGUGGGGGCGAAGGUGGAGGAAGGCCGAGACCACGGCUUGGACGGACCUGUAAUGUCCUCCCCAGCCAGGACAGUCUGCCAAGCUACGACCAGCUGUCUUCAUCACCUUUGUCCUUCUCCUCCAACAUCGCCAGCAGAGCAGCCUGCCCCAACCCUCCCAUCAGCUCCACUGCCAGUCUGGAUGAGAGCUGCUGAAACCUGAAGCCAGACAGCCCAUCUAUCUAUCUAUCUAUCUAUCUAUCUAUCUAUCUAUCUAUCUAUCUAUCUAUCUAUCUAUCUACCUAUCUAUCUCUCUAUCUGUCUGUCUGUCUGUCUGUCUAUCUAUCUAUCUAUCUAUCUAUCUAUCUAUCUAUCUAUCUAUCUAUCUAUGCAGCUAAUACUGAAAGGCACAUCUAGCGUCUGCUUUGCUGAAUGUUGGCAUUAUGAUAUUUAUGUGAAAUAUCUCAUCAGACCACUUGGGAUAUGAUUCGUUUGUGAAAGAGAAACAACAGUUCAACACUGCAAAGAAAUGAUUUCCCUUUUGGAUUGCUGUAUAGUAGCUCUCUGUUUUAAAUAUUAUACUUGAGAUGUAUUCAGGCUAAUGCCAAAGACACUGCCACUGCCAAGGUAUCAUGUACUGUGAUUCAGUAUCCUGUACUCUUUUGAAAUAACUAAUUUAAUUACAUUCAUCUUGGGGGAGAGGCCUUAUGUUUCAAUACUCCACUUGAAAAGUUUCAGUUUAAUCAAAUGCUGUUUUCACUGUUUUAAUUUUACUUCACUUUAUUUUGUAAAUGUUUAGAAUUAUUCC